Molecule: messenger RNA, 1591 nt
Organism: Hibiscus syriacus
Lineage: Eukaryota; Viridiplantae; Streptophyta; Magnoliopsida; Malvales; Malvaceae
Product: developmentally-regulated G-protein 2-like
Exons: 12
Coding region: 89-1288 (399 amino acids)
Biological process (GO): cytoplasmic translation
Cellular component (GO): cytoplasm
Molecular function (GO): GTPase activity; GTP binding
Source: RefSeq, a predicted model, not a curated record
UUGUCUGCUUCAACUUUCCCUUCUCUCCUCUUUCUUCCUCUUUCAGCUGUUGAGUGGAGAUCGCGUUUCACACAGUUCCGGAAAAAAGAUGGGUAUUGUUGAGAGGAUAAAAGAAAUUGAAGCCGAGAUGGCUCGAACCCAGAAAAAUAAGGCCACAGAGUACCAUCUUGGUCAGCUCAAGGCAAAGAUUGCAAAGCUAAGGACACAAUUACUAGAGCCACCGAAAGGUUCUAGUGGAGGUGGAGAUGGUUUUGAAGUUACAAAAUUUGGUCAUGGACGUGUUGCACUAAUAGGAUUUCCAAGUGUGGGGAAAUCAACCCUUUUAACCAUGUUAACUGGAACACAUUCAGAAGCUGCAUCUUAUGAGUUCACAACACUUACAUGCAUUCCUGGUAUCAUACAUUACAAUGAUACUAAGAUUCAACUGCUGGAUCUUCCUGGAAUUAUUGAAGGUGCUUCUGAAGGCAAAGGGCGUGGGAGGCAGGUUAUUGCUGUUGCUAAGUCAUCGGAUCUUGUUCUUAUGGUUCUUGAUGCCUCUAAAAGUGAGGGUCAUCGCCAAAUAUUAACCAAGGAACUGGAAGCUGUGGGUUUGCGUUUAAACAAGAGACCACCUCAAAUAUAUUUCAAAAAGAAAAAAACUGGGGGAAUCUCAUUCAAUAGUACAUUACCUUUAACUCAUGUGGAUGAGAAACUCUGUUAUCAAAUUUUACAUGAAUACAAAAUUCACAAUGCAGAGGUUCUAUUUCGUGAGGAUGCCACAGUGGAUGAUCUUAUAGAUGUCAUUGAAGGAAACCGCAAAUACAUUAAGUGUGUUUAUGUUUACAACAAGAUAGAUGUCAUUGGUAUUGAUGAUGUGGAUAAGUUAGCUCGGCAACCUAAUUCUGUUGUAAUAAGCUGCAAUCUGAAGCUGAAUUUGGAUAGAUUACUUUCAAAGAUGUGGGAAGAGAUGGGGCUUGUUCGAGUAUAUACAAAGCCCCAAGGGCAGCAACCUGAUUUCAGCGAUCCUGUGGUCCUUUCUACUGAUCGGGGUGGCUGCUCGGUGGAAGAUUUCUGCAAUCACAUUCAUAGAAGUUUGAUAAAGGAUGUCAAAUAUGUUCUGGUCUGGGGCACAAGUGCAAGGCACUUCCCUCAACAUUGUGGCCUUAGCCAUGCUCUGCAGGAUGAAGAUGUUGUUCAGAUUGUCAAGAAAAAGGAAAAAGAUGAAGGAGGGAGAGGCCGCUUCAAAUCACAUUCGACAGCCCCUGCACGGAUAUCUGAUAGAGAGAAAAAGGCUCCAUUGAAGACCUAACAUGAGAAGAUCUGUCAGCAUGAAGCCUCUAGAGUUACCCUUUUUUUCUGUUGUAUUUUAAGUAAUAUCAUCUAUUAGGUAGCUGUAUUUUGAUAUACACUUGGAUGCAAUUUUUGGUCUUUUACACUACAAUCCAGUUCUCUGGAAAAAAAAUUGACAAUCUUCAGGCAGAAGGCAGAGGUUGUAAGCUUCAAAGGUGAUUUGUCUUGUUUUCUGUUAUUAUGUUAUAAAGACUACGGAAAUCUCUGCAAGAAACUAGUGUCUUGUUGCUCGGAGGCUUAUUUAUUUGAACAAUUAACAAGU